Knipowitschia caucasica is the source of this 2505-nucleotide messenger RNA. Lineage: Eukaryota; Metazoa; Chordata; Actinopteri; Gobiiformes; Gobiidae. The record is from the annotation of a GenBank genome assembly.
AUGGGCCCCUCCAUGGCCCCUCCCAUCGGCCCCUCCCACCACCCCUCCCAUGGGCCCCUCCCAUGGCCCCUCCCACCACCCCUCCCAUGGGCCCCUCCCACCACCCCUCCCAUGGGCCCCUCCCAUGGUCCCUCCCACCACCCCUCCCAUGGGCCCCUCCCACCACCCCUCCCAUGGGCCCCUCCCAUCGGCCCCUCCCACCACCACCAACCGUUCACACCAGACUCAGAACAUGAGGUGAAAAGGUCCUGUGUGGAUGUGGCAACGCGGCCGGAGCGUGCGGAUGUGGCAACACGGCCGGAGCGUGCGGAUGUGGCAACACGGCCGGAGCGUGCGGAUGUGGCAACACGGCCGGAGCGUGCGGAUGUGGCAACACGGCCGGAGCGUGCGGAUGUGGCAACACGGCCGGAGCGUGCGGAUGUCGCAACACGGCCGGAGCGUGUGGAUGUGGCAACACGGCCGGAGCGUGUGGAUGUGGCAACACGGCCGGAGCGUGUGGAUGUGGCAACACGGCCGGAGCGUGUGGAUGUGGCAACACGGCCGGAGCGUGUGGAUGUGGUAACACGGCCGGAGCGUGUGGAUGUGGCAACACGGCCGGAGCGUGAGGAUGUGGCAACACGGCCGGAGCGUGCGGAUGUGGCAACACGGCCGGAGCGUGCGGAUGUGGCAACACGGCCGGAGCGUGCGGAUGUGGCAACACGGCCGGAGCGUGCGGAUGUGGCAACACGGCCGGAGCGUGCGGAUGUGGCAACACGGCCGGAGCGUGCGGAUGUGGCAACACGGCCGGAGCGUGCGGAUGUGGCAACACGGCCGGAGCGUGCGGAUGUGGCAACACGGCCGGAGCGUGCGGAUGUGGCAACACGGCCGGAGCGUGCGGAUGUGGCAACACGGCCGGAGCGUGCGGAUGUGGCAACACGGCCGGAGCGUGCGGAUGUGGCAACACGGCCGGAGCGUGUGGAUGUGGCAACACGGCCGGAGCGUGCGGAUGUGGCAACACGGCCGGAGCGUGUGGAUGUGGCAACACGGCCGGAGCGUGUGGAUGUGGCAACACGGCCGGAGCGUGUGGAUGUGGCAACACGGCCGGAGCGUGCGGAUGUGGCAACACGGCCGGAGCGUGCGGAUGUGGCAACACGGCCGGAGCGUGCGGAUGUGGCAACACGGCCGGAGCGUGCGGAUGUGGCAACACGGCCGGAGCGUGCGGAUGUGGCAACACGGCCGGAGCGUGCGGAUGUGGCAACACGGCCGGAGCGUGCGGAUGUGGCAACACGGCCGGGAGCGUGCGGAUGUGGCAACACGGCCGGAGCGUGCGGAUGUGGCAACACGGCCGGAGCGUGCGGAUGUGGCAACACGGCCGGAGCGUGCGGAUGUGGCAACACGGCCGGAGCGUGCGGAUGUGGCAACACGGCCGGAGCGUGUGGAUGUGGCAACACGGCCGGAGCGUGCGGAUGUGGCAACACGGCCGGAGCGUGUGGAUGUGGUAACACGGCCGGAGCGUGUGGAUGUGGCAACACGGCCGGAGCGUGUGGAUGUGGUAACACGGCCGGAGCGUGUGGAUGUGGUAACACGGCCGGAGCGUGCGGAUGUGGUAACACGGCCGGAGCGUGCGGAUGUGGUAACACGGCCGGAGCGUGCGGAUGUGGUAACACGGCCGGAGCGUGUGGAUGUGGCAACACGGCCGGAGCGUGUGGAUGUGGCAACACGGCCGGAGCGUGCGGAUGUCGCAACACGGCCGGAGCGUGUGGAUGUGGCAACACGGCCGGAGCGUGUGGAUGUGGUAACACGGCCGGAGCGUGCGGAUGUGGUAACACGGCCGGAGCGUGUGGAUGUGGCAACACGGCCGGAGCGUGUGGAUGUGGUAACACGGCCGGAGCGUGUGGAUGUGGUAACACGGCCGGAGCGUGUGGAUGUGGUAACACGGCCGGAGCGUGUGGAUGUGGUAACACGGCCGGAGCGUGCGGAUGUGGUAACACGGCCGGAGCGUGCGGAUGUGGUAACACGGCCGGAGCGUGCGGAUGUGGUAACACGGCCGGAGCGUGUGGAUGUGGUAACACGGCCGGAGCGUGUGGAUGUGGUAACACGGCCGGAGCGUGUGGGAUUUUUCAGCUCGUCCAUAAAAAAAAACUCAGACUAAUGACGAAAGCUUUAAACUGCGGCUCUGUUAUUGUGAUGCAGGAAAAGCACUUGUGUUAUUGCUCCGUGUUGGCGACGGUCCAGAGGAGAAUGUGUGGCCGUCUGGGAUCAAACCUGUCUCAGACGUCUGAGACAGGUUUGUGCCGUGUCACCUGGGGAGCCCUGGACCCCCCCUCGGCCCGGGACGCCAUUGUUCUGAGUCAGUGUGAGAUUCAAACGGAUCUGGCCCCGAGUCCGAGUCCUGCAACAAUCACAAUAAUCCAUCACAGGGAAAGGAGAGAGUGGGCUCAGACACGGCACGAGGAGGGUGGAGGGAGGGGGGGGGGGCUGGACAGUGGUGUUUGGCAGGUGGUGUGGGUGGAGGCUGGAGUGUAG